Messenger RNA from Rhizophagus irregularis DAOM 181602=DAOM 197198, 3372 nucleotides. The record is from RefSeq and is a predicted model, not a curated record. NCBI's taxonomy places the organism in Eukaryota, Fungi, Glomeromycota, Glomeromycetes, Glomerales, Glomeraceae.
AUGUCAAAAAUAUUUAUUAAAAAUAUUCCAAAUGAUGCUAUACCAAGAGAUGUAGUUGAAGCUUUGUCAAAAUAUGGUCCUGUUAUUAAAGUUGACUUGAAAAGGCCAAAAAAUAUGAGAAAUCAGAAUUCUAUUUUUGGUUUUGCAGAAUUUGAGGAAGAAAAUGAUGCAAAAAAUUGCAUCUCAUUUGCAGAUUUUCAUCCUCCGGAUUGCAUGGGAACAUCUUUAUGUAUACUUCCCUUUAGAGAGAAUAAGAAAGGACGAGAGAAAUCUAAUAAUGCGUAUGAGAUAGCUAAAUUUCUUUUAUCAAAUAUUGAAAUUGGAAACUGGGGUGAGCAAUUAUCUACAACGCAUAUGCGUGAAAGAAGAAAUAAUAGCGGUUUUCCAGAACAAUUUACGUUCUUAACAGAAUGGAUAUAUCCAAAUUAUUAUGAAACACCUACGAUAUAUUUUUCAAAGGCUGACGAAGCUUUAAUACUAGAAGGGUUCAAUUUACCGGGCGAAUCUUCAGAAGAACGACGUGUCAAGAUUUCUUUUCGCAGUUUGGCUGGAAACUCGCGUGGAAUUUUUCUUGAUACAAAAAACCAGAAAGAUGGUUCAAUGUCCCUUUACAUCAGUCUAAAGCAACCACCGUACCUUUAUUGCAAAGCUGGCGAGUUGGUUAAAGCAGAAAAAAUGGGUAUUACUUCGUGGUAUCAGGAAGAACAAGAUUUUUGGAUCAGAACUUUUGAUUGGACCGGAAAUGUUAACAUUUUAGGUAGAUGUUUAGUAUAUAGGUUAACCUUUAGUGAUAACCUUGAUCAAUUGCGUGAUGUGCUAAAUAAUUUUGUAAUAAGAGGUGUUCCACGUCCUAUACCCCAAUGCGUGGUCAAAUGUAUUGAAUUAAAUUAUUCAAGGCAUUAUUUUGAUGAAAUAUGUCAAAUAUUGCCUUUUAAAAUUUGUUUUUUAUUAGAAAGUUUAGUGUCUUACGGAAAAUUGACAUUCUAUGAAAUCGAAGAAGAAUUGGGUGAACAAUUAGUUGAAUUAAUUUACUAUGAAAACCAAGAAAUGAUGACGUGGCAUUCACUAAAUCAAAUAUCAACGAAAUAUUGGGAUCCUUUCGAUAAAAGAUAUCAAGAACGUCCGGUAUCAAUUUUUAAAACUGCGCUAAAAAAUUUUUGUGAUAAAUUUAACGUUUGGCGCCCUUCAGAUCCUUUGGCAAAUAAUUCUCGUUGCGUAUGGGUAAACCACGCAACCAUUACUCCAACUAAAAUGUAUUUCGAUGGACCUAAUUAUGAGUCAUCAAAUAGAAUAUUACGCUUAUAUGAAGAUAAAAUAGAUCGUUUCUUACGUGUUUCGUUUAUGGAUGAGAAUCUUGAUAGGCUUUAUGUCAAUAAAUAUGAAAGUAUUGAUAUAAUAAGAAGAAUAGUUACUAUACUAAAUACCGGAAUUUGUUUAGCUGGACGACAUUAUGAAUUUCUAGCAUUUUCGUCGUCACAGCUAAAAGAAGCUUCAUGUUGGUUUGUUGCUUCUGAUGGAGAAUUCAACGCAAAUUUUAUUCGUGAUAACAUGGGAGAUUUCAGCGGCAUUCAGGCUCCUUCAUUAUAUGCAGCUCGAAUGGGCCAAUGUUUUACAAGCACUGUUGGAACGUUGAUUCUAAAUCAAGAUCAAAUAGUAGUUAUUCCGGAUAUCACAAGGAAUGAUUAUAACUUUAGUGAUGGUUGUGGAAAAAUAUCGGAGAGUCUAGCCAAACGUGCAGCGAAAAGGUAUUGGGGAAAAAAGCCAAAAGACAAGGAAAUCCCUUCAGUGUUCCAAAUUCGGUUUGGUGGAUGUAAGGGAGUAGUUGCAGUUGAUCCAAGUCUUGAAGGUGACGUCCUAUGCAUACGCCCCAGUCAAAAAAAAUUUAUCGCACCUUCUUCCAUUUUGGAAAUUGUUAAAACGGUUAAAAAUCCGUUGCCUGGCCAUUUAAACCGACAGAUUAUAUUAUUACUGUCGGCGCUUGGAGUACAAGAUGAUGUGUUCAUUACUCUCCAAAACGAAAUGCGUGCAGAUAUAGACUCGAUGAUGACUAAUGAGGAAAAAGCGCGCGAAAUUGUAAAACGUAAUAUCGGUGUUAUUGAUGAAAGUGGAAUUUUGGAAGAGGGUGAAAUUUUCAUUCAAACUUCUACCAUCGUUUCCGAACAUCAAACAUUUGAUUCGGCGAACAAUAAAGUUCAAAGAGAGCACAAAGUUUGGACGGGUCAAGCUAUGAUUACCAGGAACCCGUGUUUGCAUCCUGGUGAUAUCAGGAAAGUUCAAGCAGUAGACGUCCCUGAAUUAUCCCAUUUAAGAAACUGCGUGGUAUUCAGUCAAAAAGGAGAUAGACCCUUGCCAAAUCUUCUGUCCGGAGGCGAUUUAGAUGGGGACGAAUUUUUUGUUUGUUUUGACGAACGAAUUCGCAUAAACUCGAAUGAAGACCCAAUGAAUUACGAUCCUCCGGAUAGAAAAAUCAUAGAAGAUAGACCAGUCAAAAUAUCCGACGUUUGUGAUUUUUUUAAAGAUUUCAUGUUGAAUGAUCGUCUUGGUCAAAUCGGAAAUCUUCAUUUAGCUUUUGCGGAUCAUAGUAUAGGCGGUGUUAGAUCUGAAGAAUGUAUUAAACUAGCCGAACUGCAUUCAAAAGCAGUAGACUUUAAUAAAACGGGAGUUCCAGUAGACGAUAGUCUACCCUCCAUCAGUAAAUAUCCUGAUUUUAUGGAGCAUAAAUUCAAAGAAUCAUAUCGAUCCGGAAAAAUACUUGGACGAUUAUAUCGCAAUAUCAAAAUAGAUAAACCGAAUAGUGACCCUUUACUAAAAUAUAAUGCAGAAGACAUAGCUACAAAUGAAGAUUUUAUGUUUGAUGGAUUUGAAGAUUAUAUUGAUGAGGCCAUCGUUUUUCGGGAUAAUUAUAAUGGUGAAAUUCGUAAUCUUAUGAAAAAGUACAGAGUUAAGACGGAAGCGGAGAUUUUAACCGCACAAUUGUUGGGAUACAAACGGACAGAUGGCAGAAAAAAGCAAGACAUACGGGAAGCGAUUGCCGGCACAAUAUCGCAUAUCAUUCAUAAUUAUCGAAAAAGAUUCUUAAUUGGAUUGACUCAGGAUACCAAUGAUGAUAAUGAUUCGGAUGAUACCACACCUUUUAGUUUAUAUAUACCGAUUCCAAUAAACGAUGAAUCUAAAGCAAAAGCUUGCGCGUGGUAUCACGUAACUUAUAAUCAGGAAGAACAUCCUGAUCGAGGAGGCAAGACUUGUCUAUUGAGUUUUCCAUGGGUUGUAGCAGAUGUGUUAUUAGAAAUCCGUAUCGACAAACACCUGGAAAUGAUGUCGAAUUUGAUCAGAGAUUUAGAUGUUUCAUCUUUGGAAAAUUAUAUUGGAUAG